AACCAAUCUGCAAUAACCACUUAUACUAGCUUUAUUUAACGACCCAACACAACCUUUCUAGCUAAAACAAGCUUGCACAAUGAGCAAUCUUUCAAUUUUCUUUGUCUUCUGUUUCUUCGCUACUUUGUCUUAUGCCAUAGAGCUCGACUUCUGUGUUGGGGAUCCCAGUCUUCCUAGAGGACCUCAAGGAUAUGCUUGCAAAGAUCCUACUAAAGUCACAAUUGAUGAUUUUGUUUAUACAGGUUUUCGUGGUGAGAAAACUCCCAAUAAUGUUUUCGGGAAUAAUGUGACAUUGGCAUUUUCAGAUGUGUUCCCAGCAUUUAAUGGUUUAGGCAUAUCUAUGGCCAGGUUAGACUUUGCCGUUGGAGGAGUAAUCCCAGUACACUCCCAUCGUACAUCUGAAGUUCUUAUUUUGGUUAAAGGUUCAAUCAUUGCAGGUUUUAUUGAUACCAACAACACCGCAUACUAUAAAAGAUUAGAGGUUGGUGAUGUCAUGGUAUUUCCACAAGCCAUGCUUCACUUCCAAAUCAACGUUGGCAAAACUCCGGCUACUGCGUAUGUUAGUUUGAAUGGAGCAAAUCCUGCACUGCAACUUACUCCUACUGCCUUAUUUGCUGGGAACUUACCUGCUGACAUUGCCCAGAAAAUUACACUUGUGAGUAGAAGUGAAGUUAUGCGGAUGAAGCGUAUAUUCGGCACAGCUUAACAAAAUUUCGUUCCCGAAUCAUUCCAAAUUCAAAUGUAAUAAAUUAAGAUUUUUUUUUUUUUUUUGAUAAAAAUGUAUGUUCAAUCUAUGUCCUUUGUAUUCCUUCAUCUUUUUGUAUUAAUAAAUACCCUUACAUAUACUUAGAAAUUAAUCUUUUUGUUUAGAUAAAAAUCUCUUUGUCUAUAUACAAAAGAUUUAUAUUUAGACGUGAUUUGCAAAUUGCAUUAAUGAAUGUGAGACCCAAGUCCAGGUGCAUUAUGUAAAUGUGCUGUGUACUGCCAUUUGUCAUUUGUCAUUUGUCAUUUGUAACUUGCUAUACACCAAUAGCAUACAAAUAUACUUCGUUUAUAGCUUGUUGCUUUGU
This is a messenger RNA of Chenopodium quinoa (quinoa), 1070 nucleotides long. RefSeq names its product germin-like protein subfamily 3 member 3. Lineage: Eukaryota; Viridiplantae; Streptophyta; Magnoliopsida; Caryophyllales; Amaranthaceae. The record is from RefSeq and is a predicted model, not a curated record. The transcript has a single exon. Gene Ontology annotation, molecular function: manganese ion binding. Gene Ontology annotation, cellular component: cell wall. Bases 80 to 706 code for a protein of 208 amino acids.